AUGCCCAUGAUCAUGGAGGACGGCAUCAAUGUGGACGAUCUAUUUGGUGAAUCCACCUCCCUCGAGUUGGACUUGACCCCGACCCCCUCCAAAAGAGGCCUUCCACAGCGCCUAGAUGAGAUGCGAUUAUUGGGAUGCUGCCAAAAGAUUGCUUGGUCAAAGCAAGGCUGCAUUGCAUACGUCACUCAAGAUGCAUCGCGAGUCAAUCUUCGUCACUUAGAGUGUCGCCCCACGGAUGGGAAAUGGGUUCUCAGUGAUGACACUCAGCUGCUGCCCGUCACAGAAGUCCAUGGUGGCCAUCCUCUCGUCCACCUCUGCUGGAACGAGCUUGGUUCCGAAUUGGCCGUCGUGGACUCGUCGGGUCGGGUGUCCAUCUACAACAUCUCCUUUGCCCUUAACACUCUGAGUGGCCAGCGGCAAGGAGCCUUCGAUCCUGAUGAUGAUGGGGCGCAGAUUGUUGGUAUGAUGUGGUUGAAUGUCCAUCGCUCGGUACAAGCCUUCAGUCAAGCAAACAAGCGUCAAGGCCGGUGGAACUAUUCAUCAUUUCGACGACGCCCCAUCGGUCCUUUUCAUCCCGCUGGCAAAGCUGGUUUGAUCUGUAUCACCAGAUCGGGAGUCAUUCGCUUUCUCUACCAAAACCCCGACCUUCGAUGGACAGAGAUUUCUGCCGAGUUGAAGAACACAAGCUACUCAGACCGGCUAUUAACCCAUGCCGCUCUCGUGGCUACCCCUGGCGGUAUUCUGGUCGUCACGCAUUCUGCAUGCCAGAAGAUCUGCUUCUAUCGACUUCAAAUCAACUGGACCCCACCUCAGUGGGAUCAAUCUCAAAUGAAACAAGGGUCCAAUCAGUUCCCCGUCCCCAGCUUCAGGUUUAUGCAUUCCAAGGUCGAGGUCCCAUAUGACAUCCCUAUGAGUCGUGCCCCAGCCCAGAACUCGGAACACCUGACGCCACCGCCGAACCCCCUUUAUCGCCUCACCCAUUUGGAUGCUAUUCUCGCAACUCAGGAGACGGCAACGAAUCCCUGGGUUGUCGCUGUCUUCUCAAUAUCUCCUCGCGUUUCCCCCGACCACCCUCAGCAGCAAGGGCCGCCAAGUAUCAUUGUGCGAUGGCAGUUAGAGUCGACACCACAGGUGCUUCAUCCCAAGUUUGAUGAAGUUGUUUCAAAGAAAAGCAAUGUCCAAAUCAAAACGGAAUAUGGCAAUGUAGUUGCAGUCGUCUACGACGACAGCUCGAUUUCCUUCUACGACGCAAAUACUAUGACGGUCUGCCAUGGUUUCGGCGACGCAGAGACCGUUACUUGUCUUGCACAGGCUGGGUUCCACUAUCCUGCUUAUGCUACAGGUCUUAGCAUUAGCUUCUCCCCUAGUGGAUGUAACGCCGUCAUGCUUGACAGCGAAGGGCAGGUGCAGCUGAGAUGCAUGGAGCAUGCCUAUGGUGCAGAAAGUGGCCUUUUUGAUCAAACUAUCGCCUCACUGACGAUGGCGUUCUGCCGCGCUGUUGGGAGUGACAUGAACUCCGACGAUAUUUUGGUCAUACUGCGCCAACAACUAUCAGCGGACGCCCAAUCCAUGUUUAUUCACGGAGCUUAUCGCGCAUUGCCGGUGAACUGCGAGUUCACACUGGAGGGUGACAAACUGUUAAGCAACCAUGCACUAAAGGAGCGCAAGGAGAACCGCCUGACCCUGCAUCCAGAGGCCAUACGUAUGGUGCUGGGCAACACGAAGUGGUUAUUGGACUUUCUGCAAUACACCCUGAACGAGUUUCUCGAACUUGCCAACGAAUUCGAGAGCAUACCGUCUGACGCGGAGACAGUUUCUCAGAAGCUAAAAACGAUCAGGUCACUUCCCCUGAUGGUCAUUCUAUCCGGCCUGCCCCGGUCCCUCUUGCGCUUUAUCGGUCGAGCCCUGCGCGGAAUAUAUGCUAGCUACUCGACUUUACCUCUGAUCGGCGACUCGCGCGUCUAUUACGCAGAGAUCUGCCAGAUCAUAGACUCCUUACCAGUCCGACUCGACGUGUACGACAAGUUCCUUUCCGAGGCAGAAGCCGCAGCGAAAAAGUCAUACAUGCUGGUGGGCAUUCAAAAUCCUGACCGUUCCGGUGCCGAGAAGGAGCUGCUGCUCAACGCGCGGAUUCCGCAGUCUCUUAUUCAUGCGGUGACUGUUCUCUUCCAACACUCGAUUCCUGCCCUCAGGCCCGAAAUCGAUUGCAUGGCCAUUUACCUGAGCGACUACAGCUGGCUGGGCCUCGGCACAGAUCCCCGCGCGGAGAUGUACCGGCGGACGCGUGACGUGGAUAUCGUGAAGAAACUUCCGCUGCGGCCUGUUGGUCGCGAUGAACGGCAGGAGGGAAAGCACAAUGGCCAUGGACAGAUGCGACGGCGGUGUGUGCGCUGCUGCGGGAUGCUGUGUGGCCCAUAUCCUUCCCGUACCCAUGUUUCGUUCCGGAUGAUGUACAAGACCGGUCUCCUGCGGUAUUGUCUCUGUGGUGCGGCGUGGAUGGUGGAGUCGGAAACCAACCGGUAG
Molecule: messenger RNA, 2523 nt
Organism: Aspergillus terreus NIH2624
Lineage: Eukaryota; Fungi; Ascomycota; Eurotiomycetes; Eurotiales; Aspergillaceae
Product: mediator of RNA polymerase II transcription subunit 16
Exons: 10
Coding region: 1-2523 (840 amino acids)
Biological process (GO): positive regulation of DNA-templated transcription
Cellular component (GO): mediator complex
Molecular function (GO): protein binding
Source: RefSeq, a predicted model, not a curated record